AGCCUUAUGUUAAUAUUUAUUUUGUACAGUUAUAUUUACAUGUAUUUUCAAUCAAUAUAAAAUGUAAUUUAUAACUCCCAGUCAAGUUAUUUUAAAAUUUGAGUUUCAAUCGAAAUUCACCAAAUGCUACAUUGACAAAUGUUGCCAAGGUAGCAUUAAAUAUCACCAGCCAUCACCAUGAUUCCAUGGCUCAAGAAAAACAAGGCUUUGUAUAAAUCGGGAAGAUUAUCUGUCAAAACGAAAGGACUAGAGAACCAGCCUGGACAGAAUAACUGCUUUCUCAAUAGUGCCGUUCAAGUACUUUGGCAUUUGGAUGUUUUUCGAACUAAUUUUGCUCGAAUGACUGGACAUAAUUGUGUCGGCGAAAGUUCUUGUAUAUUUUGUGCCAUGAAACAUCUAUUCGCAAGGUUCAAAUACAGCGAUCAGGAGAUUCUGCCGCCGACGGAUUUAAGAGUUGCAAUGUCCAUCAUAUAUCAAGCUCAAAACAGGUUCCAACUUGGGCUUAUGGAAGACGCCGCUGAAUGUUUUGAAAACCUUUUACUUCGAAUCCACUCUCAUGUGGUUGAAGAAUCUACCUCAGAAGACAAUAUGUGUUCCGCAAAGCAUUGUAUUUCUCACCAAAAGUUCGGCAUGAUGUUGAUAGAGCAGGGAGUUUGCGAAUGCGGCGAAACUUCCGAACCUUUACCGUUCAUACAACUCGUACAUUAUGUUUCCGCAACAGCUCUAUGUGCUAAAUUGAAGGCAAGAAGAAAGUAUUAUCGGGCAGCGGAUAAAGAAGAAAAAUUUGCGCGAUUGAUUCGAUCCGUCAGUAGAGGGAGUAGAAAAUGCCCGAGCAAUUGCGGAUCGGAAAUCGCAACACGGACUUCACUGAUGAAUGCCCCGGACGUGAUAAGCAUUGGGGUAAACUGGGACAGUGAAGAGCCAGCAAUAGAACAUAUUAUAGAUUUUAUACACACAUUGAGCACAAUGAUAAAGUUACAGGACAUGUUCGACUCCGUUUUAGAUAAAAAUGCGCAGCGUAACGAAUACCAUUUAUCAGCUGUUGUGUGUUACUAUGGCAAACAUUAUUCAACUUUCUUUUUCAACCGUAAAGCCAAUCGGUGGCUUUCAAUCGAUGAUGCAGCAGUUAGUGAGGUCGGAAAGCAUUGGCGUGAUGUUCUUAUAAAAUGUAUUAAAGGACAUUACCAGCCAUUAUUACUACUCUACACAAAUUACGCAGCAGAAUCAAUGAACUUCUCCAGUGGCCCAACCUCCAUUAGAAAAAUUGCAUCUAGUGUCACAAGCUCUCCUGCGCUGUCACGAAGGGACUCGGAAGCUGCCUCAUCUAGUUCUAGCGGAAGCCUCAGUCCAGCUCAUGUCCCAAUGCCGGUACAAAAUGGCAACUCAACUCGUCCUAAAAAGUUUCAAUGGAACACGUCUGUCCCUAGUAGGGGUACCGGCCACUAUAAAGAACCCAAAGCGGGGACUUCAUUUUUGACUUAUAAACCUUAUGAGAAUCCGAGUAAAAACUCUAAUUCUUUUAAAGUUUCAUCGAAUACAAAUAACAGCAACGAUAUCAAUGAAAAUUUAAGAGGGUUCCCUACUUUGUAAACCACUCGUUACUGAAACACAACCUCAUGAGGUGGAAAGGGGAGCUUGACCCAGGAAGAGAUUACUCCCUGAAGUCAAAAGUCACCCUUCAGUCUCAUAUAACCAUCUAUCAUUGAUAUCGGCAAGCUAUCAGUGUAUAUUUAAUUUGAUCCACCUCUAUUGCCAAAGUGUCCUGAUCCUGAGCUUCAUCUUAUUCCACCCUAGUUGUAGUUUCACACACUGAACAAGGCUAUGUAUAAGAAGUCAG
Styela clava is the source of this 1837-nucleotide messenger RNA. The record is from RefSeq and is a predicted model, not a curated record. NCBI's taxonomy places the organism in Eukaryota, Metazoa, Chordata, Ascidiacea, Stolidobranchia, Styelidae.